This is a messenger RNA of Penicillium malachiteum, 459 nucleotides long. RefSeq lists its product as uncharacterized. The record is from RefSeq and is a predicted model, not a curated record. Bases 1 to 459 code for a protein of 152 amino acids. NCBI's taxonomy places the organism in Eukaryota, Fungi, Ascomycota, Eurotiomycetes, Eurotiales, Aspergillaceae. The transcript has 2 exons.
AUGACCGAAUCAAACUUUGUGACCAUUACAGCUGGGCCAUACCAGUUCCUUGCCACUUUUGAGUCAGCAGCCCCUAAAACCGUCGAACUUUUUCGCACUUUGCUACCAUACAAGCAAAAAAUUAUUCAUGUACGAUGGAGUGGUGAAGGGAUGUGGAUCCCAUUAGGUGAAACCGACUUUGGAGUUCCUUUCGAGAACCACACUGCACAUCCCGCUGCUGGUCAGAUUCUUCUAUACCCUGGUGGCUUUUCUGAGACUGAGUUCCUAUUCUGCUAUGGAGGAGUUUCAUUUGCAAGCAAAAUGGGCUCAUUAGCGGCCAAUCAUUUCUUGACUAUUGUUGAGGGAAAUGAGAAUCUACGUGCUCUUGGAGAGCUGGUCUUGUGGAAAGGGGCUCAAGAUGUUUUGUUUGAACUAGCUGAUGAGGAAAGAUCUGGAUGGCGAGAUGCUAAUGAAUUUUAG